Molecule: messenger RNA, 1455 nt
Organism: Durotheca rogersii
Lineage: Eukaryota; Fungi; Ascomycota; Sordariomycetes; Xylariales; Xylariaceae
Exons: 3
Coding region: 1-1455 (484 amino acids)
Source: RefSeq, a predicted model, not a curated record
AUGUACGCGGGCAACUACGGCUUCCCCAAUGCUGUUCCUCCUCCCGGAUCGCAAUACAAUGGCGGCGCCCCACACUCAGCUGCCUCCCCGAGCAUCCAUUUGCAGCCCGGUCAAGGUCCUCCCAACCAGCAGCAUCCGAUGUACAAUACUCAGCAGUUUCCCAUGGGCGCGCAACCUGGCGCCGGCUUUCCUGGCGCCCCGAAUAUGAUGUCAGGUCCAGGUGGUGCAGGAAUGAUGCAGAAUGCCGGCAUGCCGCACAUGGCCGCCGCCAAUGGCCCGAUGCCCAACUAUCAACCUGCGUACACCAACUCGCCCUAUGGCGCUGCCGUCCCUACCUCGGUUCCGCCGCAGAUGAACAUGCCUCCUAAUUAUGCGAUGGGUGGCAUGUCUAUGUCCGGCUACCAGAUACACCCUGGUAUGAACCCUCAGCAGCAGCAAGUGAUGCAACGCAUGCAGCCGCCUCAGAACAACGCGCCGGGCAUGUCGACGCCUACCCAGCGAUCCUUUCCGGGACACCCUCACCAAGGCUCCUCGACCCCGAAUAAUGCGUCGAAUCCCCAUCAAUACCCCUUAUCAACGCCACAAAAUACACACGCGAUGCCUUCCAACCACACGCCGAACAAUGGCCAACAUCAACAUCAACAUCAACCUCAUCAACCUCAGCACCAACCUCAACAUCAACCUCAACAUCAACCCCAACACCCACCUCAACACCAACCUCAACACCAACCUCCUUCCAAUAAUAUCCAGACACCGCAGACGCCAGUGUUCCCGUCCUCUGUCCAGGGUAACGGCCCCGGCAACAGCUCAUCCAACUCGACGCCGUUAAGCCCUGGUCCUGAUUCUAGAGACAAAGAAAGGGUCGGCGUUAUCUUGGAGAUCAACAACGAGUUGCUACUGGAGGCCAUACAGGUCCAACACACUCAGCAGAUUCUCAAGAAGGAACGAACGUUGAGUAAUGGUACCAGCGCUGCUCUGGGCGAGCCGGAAAAGAAAUCCACGGAAGAGGAAGAGAUAUUAACGCAAGACUAUUACCAAUGUAUGCGCAGGCUUCAAGCGAACCUGACCUAUCUUGCCGCCUUGGCCGAUAAGAAGGGAACAGCGGCUCCGUCUCCACCCUACCUCAGUGCGCCGCCCUUGAACAAGAGUGUCAGGUUGAAGAUGAUGGUACCCCCCGACGGAUCGGACAGCCAAGAGGCUCCAGAUCGGGAGGAGACGAUCAAGUAUAUCCAAGAAUUGUACAGAAAACUCCAAGGCCUCUAUCCAGGAGUUGAUCCCAACACAGAACCACCGCCUCCCCCUCCUGCUCGUCAAGGCGCGCUGCCCACGAACACGGCCAGGUCUGGGGUUCAGACACCGAGCCAGGCUAGCCCUAUUUCCGGCAAGCAGAACACCCCUAAAUUAGCAACGUCAGCGCCACCACCAUCGAUAACGACUCCUAUCACAGGUCCUUAG